AUGUCGCGAACCAACACGAUCCUUGAUCUCCCUACCGAGAUACUACAAAUUAUAGCUUAUUAUCUCGAUGCGGAUGCGCCCAAUCUCAUCUGGCUACGAAGUUCGUGUCAAAUUCUCCGCAGCUCAAUACCGCCUCCUACCCAUGCGAAAUUGAUAGAAUGGGAAACCGCUGGGUUCGGACUUCAGAACGACUUGUACGCUUGUCGGGAUUGUCUUAGACUGCGACCAAAGGCAAAAUUCGGAGAUAAGAUGACAAAAAAGGAAAAGGCCAAAUGGGGAUUCGAUGUGAUGAAUCGAUGGUGCGUGGAAUGUGGUAUCAAACCGCUCCCAGGCACCAAUCGAUACACGGCCGGUAACCACAUUCAAAUUUCGGGGGAACAUUAUGUUAUCUGCCUUCAAUGUCGACAUUUCGGGGCAGGAGCUUCAGAAGACGGCAAGCCAUUGUCGGUUUGCCAAGACUGUCAGCAUGUUACGAAGACAAGAGAGGAACGUAGGGCGGCUGAUCGAGCACGGCAAGAACGGGAUCGGUUGCGCGCUGAACAGACUGAGCGGAGAGCCCGAAGACGUGCGAUCUAUGGUUCAGAUUCCGACAGAGAUGACAUUGUUCCACCGAGUCCUACAUUCAGUGAGGAGCAGAUGGAUAUGAUCCAACUUGAAGCCAACAGCCCUGGGGCUGGGUCUGACUGA
This is a messenger RNA of Penicillium nucicola, 687 nucleotides long. RefSeq lists its product as uncharacterized. NCBI's taxonomy places the organism in Eukaryota, Fungi, Ascomycota, Eurotiomycetes, Eurotiales, Aspergillaceae. The record is from RefSeq and is a predicted model, not a curated record. The coding region runs from base 1 to 687 and encodes 228 amino acids. The transcript has a single exon.